Sphenostylis stenocarpa is the source of this 1323-nucleotide messenger RNA. The record is from the annotation of a GenBank genome assembly. Lineage: Eukaryota; Viridiplantae; Streptophyta; Magnoliopsida; Fabales; Fabaceae.
AUGGAUAGAAAAGGAACAAAUUCAGAGAAUGAAUCAAGUGAGGAAGAUAAUUCAGAGGAAACAGAGCAGAAGAAGGAGAAGAAGAAGGGGUUUUGUGGUGUCACCGACAACGACCAAACUCUUUCCAUUCCAUUCUGGCGUGAAUUUGUGUUAAAUCUUAACAUCACAACGCGUAAUUUUGGUGUUGUUCAGAUGUCUAAAGCAACUGACGUAGAAAACCCUAGUAAUAACCCCACUGUUCAAAAGGAUGUGGAUGUGAAUGUGAGUGAUGGCGAGGGAAAUUGGUACACUUCAUUGCUGCAUCAAAUUUCAGUGUAUGGGGUUGCUGCUGGGUAUUGCUUAUCUGCAUCUUUGCUUUCCAUAAUCAACAAAUGGGCAGUGAUGAAAUUCCCUUACCCUGGUGCCCUUACCGCCCUGCAGUACUUCACCAGCGCCGCCGGGGUCUUCAUCUGCGGCCGGCUCAAGCUCAUGGAGCAUGACCCCCUUGACCUUAUGACCAUGUGGCGGUUUUUACCCGCAGCGAUAAUUUUUUACCUGUCCCUUUUCACCAAUAGUGAGUUGCUCCUCCAUGCCAAUGUUGACACAUUCAUUGUGUUCCGAUCUGUUGUUCCCUUGUUUGUUGCGGUUGGGGAGACGCUGUUCCUGCACCAGCCGUGGCCGUCAGCGAAGACAUGGGCCUCCCUGGCCAUCAUCUUUACCGGCAGCGUGCUAUAUGUGGUCACAGAUUAUCAGUUUACUUUCAUGGCGUACAGCUGGGCAUUGGCCUACUUGGUUAGCAUGACCAUAGAUUUUGUUUACAUAAAGCAUGUGGUUAUGACCAUUGGCUUGAACACGUGGGGCCUUGUGCUGUACAAUAAUCUUGAGGCUCUUCUGCUUUUCCCGCUGGAGCUGCUGAUUAUGGGUGAGCUGAAGAAGAUUGAGCAUGAGAUCAAAGAUGAAUCUGAUUGGCACACAUUCCAAGUCAUUUUGCCAGUGGGAUUGUCGUGUCUGUUUGGUCUUUCGAUCUCUUUCUUUGGAUUUUCUUGCCGCAGGGCAAUUUCUGCGACAGGAUUUACUGUCCUUGGUAUAGUGAACAAGUUGUUGACGGUUGUGAUCAAUUGGGUGAUAUGGGACAAGCAUUCAACAUGGGUGGGUACAGUAGGGCUUCUGAUUUGUAUGCUGGGUGGGAUUAUGUAUCAGCAAUCAACAAGCAAGCCGAAGGCUGCAAAACAGGUUAGUGCACAGGAUAAUGAAGAGGAACAAAAGAAAUUGCUUGAGAUGCAAGACAAUUCAGAGACCAACAUAAAAAGUAAUGAAGUUAAUAAACCAAGGGAGGAAAGCUGA